GGAAGAGAGGGUCACGUGUUUCCACUUUUGAUGCCUUCCUUUACGUGUCUCUCAUUUUCAGACGAUGUACUCAUCAAAUGCUAAGAUACAGAAGCCUUUGGGCGAAAAAGUGGAUGAAUUUGAGUCUUCAAUAUCUCAGGCUCUUCUGGACCUCGAGAUGAACAGUGACCUGAAGGCACAGCUGAGGGAACUGCACAUCACGGGAGCCAAAGAAGUGGAUGUCGUGGGAAAGAAGGCGAUCAUAAUCUUCGUUCCGGUCCCACAACUGAAGGCUUUCCAGAAAUUGCAGACAAGAGUUGUGCGCGAAUUGGAGAAGAAGUUCAGCGGAAAACAUGUGGUUUUCAUCGCUAAGCGAACUAUUCUUCCGAAACCGACGCGAAAAUUGAAGUCUAAGAACAAACAGAAGAGACCGCGAAGCCGUACUUUGACUGCAGUUCACGACUCAGUGCUCGAAGAUCUCGUAUUUCCGGCCGAAAUAGUGGGCAAAAGAACUCGUAUUCGUUUAGACGGCUCUCGACUAAUCAAAAUACAUUUGGAUAAGACUUCCCAAACAACUAUUGAACACAAGACCGAGACCUUCGCCGCUGUCUAUAAACGCUUGACCGGCAAAGAAGUGACGUUUGAGUUCCCGGAACCGCUAUUUUAAGAAUAUCUUUGAAUUCACUUAUUUAGCGAAUAAAUAUGACAUAAAAAUCGUAAA
Molecule: messenger RNA, 700 nt
Organism: Medioppia subpectinata
Lineage: Eukaryota; Metazoa; Arthropoda; Arachnida; Sarcoptiformes; Oppiidae
Source: the annotation of a GenBank genome assembly